AUGAUGAGUUUUCAAUAUCGCGCUCAACAACCGUAUCGUCGAUACAACCAAAUAUUAACUGACUGUUUGGAUCCCGGUGCUGAGGCCUGUUCCGUUCUAUGCGGAAUUCUCGAUUUUCUAGUCGAGCCGAUAAUUGUACUAGUUCGGUUAAACUGUGGUAUCAUCAACUCGUGCGUGUCCGAGGUCGAUGUGCCUGUGCGGUUUAUCUUUGUUUACCUCGGUCCUCCUCGACCGGAAAUGAACUAUCCAAAAUUGGCUCGUGUGUUUGCUGUAAUGAUGAGCAAUCCGACUUUUCGCUCUUGCGUGUAUGAUGCAACAAACGUUGGUGAUUUGUUGAAAGCUACCGACCUCUUUAUGACGGAAUCACUGGUCAUGCCCAUUACCCGCUACACGCAUCCGGACGCGUUAGCAGGUAUGGUGCGGCAGAUUGAAGCGUACAAACGAGAGCUAGCACCGGACAGUGAGGGUGACAGGAGAAUGCGCAGUGCUAUGACCUCAAAAAAGCAGAGUCAAGUGGAACUAGGCACCAUUGGAUCGGGGAGUAGAAAGCUAUCGGCACUAAACUUGGCACUUAAGGAUGGUGCAUUACAUGACGCUGUAGUUCAGCGUCUCUCCCUUGCCACCAUCGAGCCGUUAAGUUGUCGCAGGCGAUUUGUUCAGGACUUCUGCCCACCGUUUGUGGAUGUGGCUCGCGGUUUACGACCAUGGGUUCAAAGAAUGCCCAGUGACUAUCGGGACGCAUUUCGGAAGGAUAAUGUGGGCAUUGUGUUUUGCAGCGUAUUGUUUCUCUAUUUUGUCAAUUUGGCUCCUUGCAUCACAUUUGCGGCCUUACUCAAUACACAAGUCAGUUCCAAGUAUACAGUCAGUUUGACUGUAUUCUCGACUGGUGCCUACUUGAUAAUAUUCAACCUGCUGGCAGGUCAACCUCUGGGAUUUGUUGGGAUCACCGGGCCGACAUUUAUUUUGGAAUCAACAUUAGCCUCGUUAGCUGAAGGGGCUGGACUGGAUCCGUCCAUAUUACGGUUUUGGACAGCAAUGUAUUGUGCAUUAUUCGGGGUCAUAUUCGUUGCUGGAAAUCUAACCGUCAUGGCAAACCAUAUUCGUCGCUCAUUGGAGGAAAUUUUCAACAGCUUUAUCGCUUUUUUCUUUUUACUGAAAGCGUUGUUCACCAUGUUCAAGCUGAUUCCCGGUGCACCAGUGAACAAUUCACCCGAAGGCCUAUUGAAAUUCUCAAACCAGCUAGCAAUUGCAGGUGCGACCCUGUUUCUAGCAUUCAUCAAGUUACAAUUCUGCUUAUUCUUGGCCCGAAUUAAACGUGGGAAUUAUUUCCGGAGAAUCAUUCGCAAGCUGCUUGGUGCUUUGAACGUGCCCCUCGGUAUGCUUCUUAUCACUGCAUUGGAACGAAUAUUCUUCCGCAAUUUCAAACUUCCAACCGUAAACAUCCCGCCGUCAAACAAAAUAGAUGCAUCACGAUGGUUUAAUAUUCCAGACCUCAGCAAGAUAACGGAUUAUGGGAAUGCCUCUCCAGGUCUUAUACAUGGUGUGGCUGUGGCCAUCGGAUUGACCUUGGCGAUCAUUAUAUUUACCGAAGUCGCCCUAAAUGGGAUCACAGCCAUGAAGAACAAAGCGGUUAAGUCCAAUGUGUUUGCCAUCGAUUUAGUCAUCAUGCAGAUCUGCUUCCCACUGAUCUCGGGUUUCACCGGUUGGCCGUUUGUGUCCGGAGCCACAGUUCGAACAAUGAGUAACCUAGUUGCUUUGGUCAAAAUGGAUCAUGAACCAGCUCCGGGUAUGCCCCAUCGCGUCAUUGGUACGGUGGAACAGAGGGUUAGUGGAAUUUUGGUCGGGACUUUAGUCGCUGCAUCCGUUUUCCUCGGCUCUAUACUGGGGUACAUCCCUUUGGCAGCCUUAUACGGAAUGUUUCUGUACAUGGGUGUUAUGGGACUGCGAGAUUUGCAAUUCUUCCAACGAUUCCUCGCGUUACUGAAACGGAGAAAGCAUUGGGAAGAUUGGGAGUGUGUUCGUGGAUUGCCUAGCCAGCACAUUUUGGUAUUUGCAUCUAUCCAAGCCCUGGUCAUUGCCAUUCUUGUUGCUCUGAAUGUGGUAUCGGAAUUCACCACGGCCUCUUAUGCAGGCAUCAUCUUCCCACUGAUAAUUCUGAUUUACGGUAUCCUACGCGAGUUGGCUUUGCCUAAGUGGACAUGGUUGGCACUCUACUUGCAUCAGCUUGACCGAAAGUAUAAACUAAAUCCACCAGCUCCCAAAGCCCCGGGAACUGCUUCUCGCAGUAUGUCUGUGGUCAAAAAGGACAGUGUGACCAGCUUCGGUUCCGCAAUAGCCGGUAAAGACGACGCGGAUACGGACUUCGACGGUGAGACGGAUUCGACUGCCGAGUACGAUUUACACCGCGAAGGCAUAAUCCGGCAAACAUGGGCAACAUAA
Echinostoma caproni is the source of this 2439-nucleotide messenger RNA. The record is from the annotation of a GenBank genome assembly. NCBI's taxonomy places the organism in Eukaryota, Metazoa, Platyhelminthes, Trematoda, Plagiorchiida, Echinostomatidae.